Tetranychus urticae (two-spotted spider mite) is the source of this 1942-nucleotide messenger RNA. RefSeq names its product lysosomal acid glucosylceramidase. Gene Ontology annotation, molecular function: glucosylceramidase activity. Gene Ontology annotation, biological process: glucosylceramide catabolic process. The record is from RefSeq and is a predicted model, not a curated record. NCBI's taxonomy places the organism in Eukaryota, Metazoa, Arthropoda, Arachnida, Trombidiformes, Tetranychidae.
UAACCCAAUUCCAAUCGCUUCAUAUUAAUCAACCUGAAUCAAACCUUAAAUAGGAAUCUCAUCGCAAUGUCUAAGCAUUAAUUGGGACAAUCAGCUGACAAAUUAUUUGCACAAAACAGAUGUGUGGUUAUUAUAAUUUUUCAUGGCAGUGGAUUCCAAUUUUUACAUGGUUGUCAUGAUAUAAUCGUCAGACAAAUUAGAGAUCAAUAUUUAUUAGAUUAAGUUAGUGAUUUGGAUAUAAAUUGAUGGAACUUUUCCAAUUUCAAGAUAUUAAUUGACUUGGAUUUCGCCGAGUUAAACCAUGGAUAGAUUACUUCCAUGUACAAUAGUUUUGUUACUUUUCAUCAAUGCAGUUAAAACUGAUGGUUGCCACAAAAGAAAAUUCAAAGAUGAUUCUUUCGUUUGUGUUUGCAAUGAACUUGAAUGUGAUUCAUUUGAACCAGUGACUAAUCCACCAAAAGGGUUGAUUUACUCUUAUGUAUCUGAUAGAGAUGAGCAUCGAUUCCAUAAAGAUACAUUAGAUCCUAAGACGCUUGUUAAUGCAGUUACAGCUGAUUCCAUUAAAUUAUCCAUAAAUGUUAACGAAACUUAUCAACAAAUUAUUGGUUUUGGUGGUUCUUUUACCGAUGCUGCUGGAAUUAACAUUAAAUCACUUCCAGAUAAAUUGGUCUUGGACCUGAUUCGUGAUUAUUUUGGUAAAGAUGGAUUGGAGUAUAACAUGGGCCGAGUAACAAUUGGUGGAGCUGAUUUUUCAACUCGUCCUUACACUUAUCAAGAUGAUUACCAAGAUUUGAACUGGACUCAUUUUGCACUGGCUGAGGAGGAUUUAGUAUACAAGAUUCCUUAUAUUAAAAUUGCAAAUGAUUUUUCUGGAGGCUUGAAAUUAUUUGGCAGUAUGUGGUCACCUCCAGCUUGGAUGAAAUAUCAACAAAGGAUAAAUGGUACAGGAACCUUGAUUGGUGAUCCAGGAGAAAUUUAUUACAAAGCAAUGGCCAGUUACAUGGUAAAAUUUCUAGACGAAUAUAAGAAACAUGGAGUCGAAUUUUGGGGAAUAACUACUUUGAACGAACCAAGUGCUGGUGGCAAACCUGAUUACGCUUUCAACUGUCUUGGAAUAUCUCCUGAACAAAUGACUAAAUGGAUAGCUAAAGAUCUUGGCCCAAUCCUCAAAGCUGCUGGUUAUGGCAAGGAUAAGCUUAAAUUAUUGAUACUUGAUGACAAUGUGUCAUUGCUAUUUCUUUAUGCAUCAAGAGUGUUUAGUAACUACGAAGCAUCACAAUAUGUUUCUGGUAUUGCUGUUCACUGGUAUGAGAAUGCACAGUUUGGUUUUGAUGGAUUUGACAAAACUCAUCAAUUUUUCCCCGAUUAUUUGAUGCUAUCGACUGAAGCAUGUACUGGUGCGGGCUCAGACGAUCCAGGAGUGAGACUUGGUUCAUGGAAGAGAGGUGAAGAAUAUGCAAAUGAUUUAGUUGGAAAUAUGAAUCAUUGGAGUUCAGGUUGGGUGGAUUGGAAUCUCGCUCUUAACUCGAUUGGUGGACCUAACUGGGUAUCUAACUUUGUCGAUGCGCCAAUAAUUGUGAACGCUGAAAAACAAGAAUAUUAUAAGCAACCGAUGUACUAUGCACUGGCUCAUUUCAGUAAAUUUUUGAAACCAGGAUCAACCAGAUUAGGUUUUAAAGUUACUAAUCCAAAUGAUAAUGUUAGAACGACUGUAUUUAAAACUGACCAAAAUCAACUUGUUGUUAUUACUGUAAACAGUAAUGAUCAUGCUGUCAACUUGACAUUCGAAGGUUUUGCCGAAAAUCCCAUCGGUUUAACUCUCGGACCCCGUUCAUUCCGAACACUUGUCAUUAACAAAAGUUGAUUAAACAAAAUCCACACGACUCAUCUUCCUGUUGUUAUAUUUUAUUAAUGCGAUAAUAUAAAAAAAAUAUUAGAAACA